AUGACUGAUAAAUUCUGCCUGUCGGGGGUGCAAUGUGGUAGGAACGUGUCUGACAGUGAACCAGCGGACUACCGGCUGAAAGAAGGAGGAGUGAAGGUUCAGCAGGAACUAGAGAAGUUCAGGGAGAAACUGCUGCAACAUGAGGCACACGGCAAACUGAGGGCGGUGUUUGCCAAAAAUCCUGGCGACGCUAUUCUCAAGGGUGCCGACGAAGAAGCAGCAGACGUCAUAGUGAUUGGGUGUCAUGACAGAGGUACAAUCAUUCGCACAAUCGUUGGCACCGUCAGCGACUACAUUGUUCAGCAUGCCACUGUACCG
Molecule: messenger RNA, 318 nt
Organism: Candidula unifasciata
Lineage: Eukaryota; Metazoa; Mollusca; Gastropoda; Stylommatophora; Geomitridae
Source: the annotation of a GenBank genome assembly